ACUCUCGGACACUCAGUCGGAACAUCGCAUAAUACUGCAGAACACAGAGAGGGGCUCGGGACCCCCAGCAUCCGCUCUACAACCCGCAGGAGCUCGGGACAGCGCGCGCGGACAGUCCGGACACUCAGCGGACUGUAGAUCUGCCCAAAGCCACAGCUGGAGUUUGGUUUGAAGGUGUGUGUGGACACACAGUGGACAGUGCUGUGAGUGGACAGUGGACGGCAAUCAGUGGACGGUGAACAGUGGACAGUGAUUAGUGGUGGUGGUCAGUGGUGGUGGUCGGAGGCAGGAUGGAGUUCAGCUGCUCACCAAAGCCCCAGCUGUCCUCCAGGGCCAACGCCUUCUCCAUUGCUGCUCUGAUGGCCAGCGGCAAGGAGAAGGACAAGGAAACUGAAGAGAACACCAUCAGACCGCUGGAGCAGUUCGUGGCGCAAUCUUCUUCCUGCGAGCGAGCGGAUGAGGAGGAAUCCCGGGAACUGGCGGAGUCCCGGGAGCGCUCAGAGCCUUUGAUCCCGCGAGCUCCCGCCGCGCCCAGCGAGGACAUGAAGAACAUCAGCUGCAGCCUCGAGACCAAAGAACUGUGGGACAAGUUUCACGAGCUCGGCACCGAGAUGAUCAUCACUAAAUCCGGGAGAAGGAUGUUCCCCACUAUCCGUGUGUCGUUCAGUGGGGUGGAGCCAGACUGCAGGUACAUCGUUCUGAUGGACAUCAUCGCCAUGGACAACAAGCGCUACAGAUACGCCUACCAUCGCUCAUCCUGGCUGGUGGCGGGAAAAGCUGACCCUCCACUGCCUGCACGUCUGUAUGUUCAUCCCGACUCACCCUUCACUGGAGAGCAGCUGCUGAAACAGAUGGUUUCAUUUGAGAAGGUCAAACUUACCAACAACGAACUGGACCAGCAUGGACACAUUAUCCUGAACUCGAUGCAUAAGUAUCAGCCUCGCGUUCACAUCAUAAAGAAGAAGGAGCACACAGCCUCUCUGCUCAACCUCAAAUCAGACGAGUUCCGCUCCUUCAUCUUCAACGAGACUCAGUUCACCGCUGUCACCGCCUACCAGAACCAGCUGAUUACUAAACUGAAGAUCGACAGUAACCCCUUCGCUAAAGGCUUCAGAGAUUCAUCCAGACUGACAGACAUUGAGAGGGAAAGUGUGGAGAACUUGAUCCACAAACACUCGUAUGCUCGCUCUCCUAUACGGACCUACAGCACCGAAGAGGAGAGUCUGGGAGACGACACACACUCCACACACAGCCGGGGUUCUGCAUUCACGGCCUCAGAUAAUCUCUCUCUGAGCUCCUGGGUUUCCUCCUCCUCCGGAUUUUCGGGUUUCCAGCCCCCUCAGUCUCUUUCGGCUCUGGGCUCUGGCGGUGGCGGCCUGGCCGGCCCCCUGCCCCCCAUCCAGGGCUCAUUGCCCCCCUACGGCCGACUGGGCAUGCCCCUCACCCCCUCUGCUCUGGCUGGGUCCAUGCAGCCCAGCGGGCCGACCUUCCCCUCCUUCCACAUGCCCCGCUACCACCACUACUUCCAGCAGGGCCCGUAUGCCGCCAUCCAGAGCCUGCGCCACUCCAACACCGUUAUGACCCCUUUCGUAUGACCAGGGGAGCCACUGCAAUAACAAUUAAAACAGUAAUAAUAAUAACAGUAAUAAAUUUAAUUUAUACACAAGGCCACUUCACACAAUCAGCACUCACAAUGACAUGCAAAUCGUUUCCUGAGGGAGGGGGUCGGACACAGGGGACAAAAGAGAGCGGGGCUACUGCAGCCUUUGCACUCUUUAGCUUUUAUAAGGACUCAGAUAUCAACACAGAUACAUAAACAUGAAUAUUGUUUAAUUUUCCACUAGAAAUAGAAUAUCUAAAAGAUUUAGCCUACAGCAGUUUAGCUCCAGCAAUUCAGCCUACAGCAGUCUAGCUCCACCCACUCAUCCAACAGCGGUUUAGUCCCACCCACUCAUCCUACAACAUAUUACCCCCGCCCAUUCAGCCUACAGUAGUUUAGCUCCACCCAUUCAGCCUAAAGCAGUUUAGCCCCACUAAAGGAGUGUUUUACUGCUUUUUGAAUGAUGUACAGCCAAUCAGAACAGAAUUCAUUUAUAUGUUUCAGACUUAAAGGUACAGUUAUACAGUCUGCCUGUUUAACUGAAGAAUAAGGUGAGGCUGUAAAUAAUUAUGUAGAAAUGAAUCACAGCCGUUUUUGGUAAAUAAAACACUCGAAUGAAGCUCAGAGAGAAACAAUACAGAGAAAAGUAAGAAACGGCCCCUUAAAGACUUCAGUCUCGCAGUGUGUUGUAGUCAUUUUGUGGUUUCGCUUAAAGCAGAGUGGUGCUCAGAGAAAUUACAAUGUUUUGGACUCUGCGUGUUGCGGCACAGUGAGUCUGCUGUGCAGUGUCCUUAAACACUAGAAGGCGUUGUGAUGAAACUGCAGUUGCGUACAGAGGUGGGACUUAAACCUCGAGCCUCUAACACACCUUAUAAAAAAAUUCAGAAUAAUGAGAAUAAAAAUGAAUUCCAAACCCCCAUAUACAGACCACCCCCUCCCCCGCACACGCACACACUCAGCAUCACUGAAACUGUAAAUAGUGAGACUGAUAUCAGACUGUUCAACGACCUGGAAGAGCUGCUGACCGCAGCCGCACCGGAGAGACAAACAAAGAAAGUACCAAAGGACUCCGCAGUUCAGAUCUGAAACAUGGGUCUUCAGCGUGGUGACGGUGAUGGACUCCACCGCCGAGACACUUGCUCAUCCUGCUCUUCCUCAGUUCCCCAAUCUUCACCAGAGGAACAUACAGCUAAAGGAGGGAAACGUGAGCUGUCCUGCACGGAAAUGACCAGAACUGUGGACAGUGUCUUGUUUCUCUCUCCAACACUCAGACUGUGUAGAACAGAGUCGGACAUUAGGGGGCGCCUUGCUGUCUCCACAGCGUGCUGCGCUGACAGGACCAUGCUGGGAUCCGUCCGUUCAUUAGAAUAUCAGAGACGUUUCUCUCUCUGUUCUCUGUCGAGCUAAACGAUGGAGAAUAAUGUGGUGUGAUUUGAAAGGGAAACUUCACCGACAUUCCAAAAUUCAUGCAUAGUUAAGUGGUUAAAAUACUUUUCAGAGCGGUUUGGUGUGAAACACGCCGUUCUAGAUAAACUUACUGAUUCAGCAUUGUUCACAGUGGUGGUCACACGAACCAGAAGUCCACCUCUAAA
This is a messenger RNA of Pygocentrus nattereri (red-bellied piranha), 3192 nucleotides long. RefSeq names its product T-box transcription factor 20 (gene tbx20). Bases 291 to 1595 code for a protein of 434 amino acids. Gene Ontology annotation, biological process: regulation of transcription by RNA polymerase II; heart looping; cell fate specification. NCBI's taxonomy places the organism in Eukaryota, Metazoa, Chordata, Actinopteri, Characiformes, Serrasalmidae. Gene Ontology annotation, molecular function: DNA-binding transcription factor activity, RNA polymerase II-specific; RNA polymerase II cis-regulatory region sequence-specific DNA binding. The transcript has 9 exons. The record is from RefSeq and is a predicted model, not a curated record. Gene Ontology annotation, cellular component: nucleus.